Messenger RNA from Candoia aspera, 6515 nucleotides. Its product is annotated as collagen alpha-1(I) chain-like. Gene Ontology annotation, biological process: regulation of DNA-templated transcription. Lineage: Eukaryota; Metazoa; Chordata; Lepidosauria; Squamata; Candoiidae. The transcript has 11 exons. The coding region runs from base 378 to 5468 and encodes 1696 amino acids. The record is from RefSeq and is a predicted model, not a curated record.
CGCCCCUUUGGCCGCGCGCGGCCGUGUGACGUCACUGCGUGAGGUCACCGGUCUCGCCGAUGAUGCGACGGUGACGCGCGGCGCGUCCGCCACGGCCGGGACCGUCGCGGUGUUGCUAUGGCGACACCGCUCGCCGGGUCAGGGGGUCACCGCGCGGCCUGGGGCUUUCAGAAAGUGCAGCAAAAAUAAAUUGACUGAAGAAUGGUCCCUGUGGUCAGAAGCUCCAUGCUGUGAGGAAAGAUGCCCUCCAGUUCCUGGAAAACUGUCCCAGCAAAUGCAAAUUGGAAGCACUGCCCAGGUGACAUCUGAGCUGGCCCUGGCCCACGUCCUCCUCAAGGAGCUCGGAGAGAAUCCGCAAGGGGGUUGUGGGUGUUGUGAUGGAGAACUACGAGCUGGUCACAUCACUGGGCUAUCCGGUUCUCAAACCUGAUCUCCUGUCUCGGAUUGAGCGUGCUGGGGAGCAAUGUGUUGGUGACCAACUGGAUUCUAGCCGAGGGAUUCCAACAGAUCCAUGUCCAGGCUACCGUUUCUUUAAGCCCGAGAGCUUAUCGUGGAUCGAGCGGUGGGAGGAACUUGGUGUCGCGGACCGUCAGAAGUUGGAGGAAGGCAAGCUCUGUGCGGGCUCCUGCCAAGCAGCCGGACGGAGCAAGGCCAUCAAAGAAGAGGAAGGCGGCCAGAAGGGCUUUGUGGCCAGCUUGGAGCGCUACCAGCUGUUCCCAGAGAGCUCCAGGGCAGGGCUGUUCCUGGCCCCCAGCGCCACCCAGCCGAGAAACCAGCCCCGGGUCAAGAAGGAGGAGGCGGCCUCGUGCGAGCCCAGCCUCGGGGGCCCCGGGCGCCCAUCCCAGGGGCUGGGCUCUGGGCCAUUCACCUGCGUGGUGUGUGGAAAGUGCUUCCGGCAGAAGCAGGGCCUCAUCACGCAUGGGCGGAUCCACACCGGCGAGAAGCCCUACCCAUGCCUGGAGUGCGGCAAGCGCUUCCGCCAGCGCCCCAACCUGCUGACGCACCAGCGGGUGCAUACGGGCGAGCGCCCCUUCCCCUGCCUGCGCUGUGGGAAACGCUUCAGCCAGAAGGCGAACCUGGCGGCCCACCAGCGCACCCACGCGGUCCAGGAGGGGCUCAUUGCUCCGGAGCCCAAGGUCCCAGUGCCCCGGGGCAGCCGCCAGACCGAGAAGCCCUUCCCCUGCAACGUCUGCGGGAAGAGCUUCAGCCAGCGCCCCAACCUGAUCACCCACCAGCGCAUCCACACCGGAGAGAAGCCCUUCCCCUGCACUGAGUGCGGCAAGCGGUUCAACCAGCGGGCCAACCUCAUCACCCACCGGCGCAUCCACUCGGGCGAGCGGCCCUUUCCCUGUGCCACCUGCGGGCGGCGCUUUAGCCAGAAGGGCAACCUGGCGGCCCACCAGCGCACCCACUCGCAGCAGCGCCCCCACGCCUGCACCUGCUGCCCCAAGCGCUUCAAGGGCGAGUCUGCUCUGCGUGCGCACCAGCGAACCCACCGGCAGGUGCUGGGGGCAGAUCCACUGACUGGCACCCUCUUGACAGCUCCCCCUCUGCAACAGGCCCUUCCUGGUGACCCUGCUUCGGUUCCCCAGCGGGCCGCCCCAGCCCCCCGCCCAGAUCUCCCUGGAGAGCCUGCUCCCAGUGUCCACCGGCCUGCCCCCUCCGGGCAGCACGGGGCCCCUCCUCACGGGCAGAGUCUUCCUGCAGACCCUCCCCCUGGUCCGCACACUGCCGGCCCCACUGGGCACCUCCAGGGAGUGGCCCCUGGCUCAGAACAGGGCCCAAAGCUCAGUGCCCCACCAGCAGCGAUGGAUCCCCACACGGAGAUGCUUCAUUGCCAGCGCCGGUUGAGCCUGCCUGUGCUUCCCAGCUCCAGCGUGCAUUCUGUGGUCCCCAUGGGGCAGCCACAGCCAAUCACCUCCAAGCCGAAGGGCGUGGCUGCCGCCCCCCGGCCCACUGCCGUGGAAGCCCCUGGUGAGAUGCUUCACUGUCUCUGCCAUGCUGGCAGGGCCUCCUUGGUCAUUCCUCACCCACCACAUCUGGGGCAGCUCCAGCCCGGGAGCAGAGAUGCCCCAGGGCGGGCCUGGCUGGGCAUCCCAUGCCCGGCCCGCACCCUUCAGCUUCAGCAGGGGGGGCAGAGCCAUCCGGCGGCUCCCAACCCCAGACUCUGUUCGAUUCCCGACUCCUUGCGGAGGACCAGAGCCACAGGCCAGGCCGGGCCCACUGCCGCCUCUGGCCACUGUGUCAUCGAUCCCUCCAGGAGCCCUCAGAACCGAACCUCCCCUGGAGCCACAUCAUCUGCACAAGGGAAGUCUGCCUCCCCGAUAGAAGAAGGAAAGAGAAGAGCUCGGCAGUGCUGCAAGCGGGAGGGGCGCAGGGGGCUGGCUUUCUUGGACGGGAAGACUCGCUCAACCUCCAGCCUCCCACCCCCCGCGGCGCCCCGGAGAGCACCCGCCGGAGCGCGCGGGGGGCAGCAGGGCCGUCUUGACGUGCCCCGCCCGGAGCGCCUGCCGUCGGAGAACCCGCAGGAGGUGCCAAGGGGCGCGCGACCCUCGCGCCACCCGGCCCGGCGCCCCUUCGCGCGCGGGGUCUCCGCGGCCCGGAGCAGCCCAGAGGGCGCGCGGACUGGGGGGGGGGGGGCGGCGGCGGCCUCGGCUGGCCCGGCCUCCUGCUCUGCGCGGGCGGGGAACUACAGUUCCCGGCGUGCAGCUGUUGCCGCCGCCGCCGCCGCGCUGGAGUGUAAAUCUUGCCAGGCUAACAAAAGAGCAGCCGGCGAAGCUGACAGGCGAGCCCGGCGCGCAGGAGCAGAAGCAGGAGCAGCCGGCCGGGCCUGCGCGGCCGCCCCCCUCCCCGGGAUUGCCCGGCGCUGCGGCGGGGCCUGCGGGCAGGCAGAGGCCGCCGCCAGCAUCCGCGCAGCUUGCGCCAAGGGGAGAGCGAUGGCCGGAGGAAGCCCCGUGCAGGUAGGCCGCGCCCCCCGGCGAUGCGGGGCCGGGGUCUCCGGGGGAGCGCAGCGAUGCCCCCCCCGAUAUCCGGUCCCCAAACGGCCCUCCCCGCCGCUUUCGGCGCGGCUUCUGGGCGGUGGCGGAGGAGGUGGUGCUGCGCGGGGAGGCGGGCGCGGCGCCCCCGAUUUCCUGCCCUUCCGAGGGCGGCGGCCCCUGGCUCUUCGGCCCCGAAGCGCUGGCCCCCUGGACCGACCUCGGGAGGCGCCCCCCUCCGUUGUUUGGCGAUCCUUCCGGGGAGCCUCGGGGGAGGCCCGCGCGGGACACCUCCGCCCGCCGGCCCGCGCUGCCUCCCGGGGCUCUUUGCGCGAGCCCGACGGAGACCCGCGGGGCCUGCGCUCCGCUGAUGGGCGGAAGGUGCGGGCGAGGGAGCCGGGGGGGGGCGGUUGCGGAUGCCCGGGAGACGGCGACCGCGACGGGGAGGCGACCUCGAGCGGGACCGUGCCCCACCCACCCCGGAACCGGUUCCCGGGAAGUGCGAAAGGCCGCCCGCGAGAGCGACCCCCGCCGGGGAGCCCCUUUGCGGGAGCUUGGCAGGGCGGGCGGAUUCGGGGAGGGGGACCAGGGGGAACGGGAGGGGAGGAAGCUUCCCGCGAGUUUCAGGCGCGUCGCGCCGCGCACGGACGGCCCUGCCGAAGUUGCUCCUCUCCGAGCCGGAACUCCGGAUGGGCUGGACCGCUCUUCCCCUCGCCCCGGCCGUGUGGCCGCCGGCCGGGGAGGAUGGGGGCCGCGGGGCCGCGCGUGCCGGUGGCCUUUGUGGAUGUGGCGGUCUGCUUCUCGGCCGAGGAGUGGGCAGAGCUGACCGAAUGGCAGAAGGAUCUCUACCGAGAUGUAAUGGUGGAGAAUUUUGAGCUGGCCUCCUCGCUGGAAUGUCUGCUGUCCAUCCCUGAGCUGCUCUGCCAGCUGGCCCAAGGAGAGGUACCCCAGAGCGGGGCCAGGCCACACCCAGGGGAGGACGGGGACUCCCCAGCUGUGAGAGACAGGCAGGAGGAAGAGGGUGCCGAGGGCCUGCAAGAGGGCAGCCAAGGUGGUCCCGACCAGCUGAAGAAGACCUGUGCCCGCCGUUCCCGGACUCCAGGAAAGAAGACCAAGAGGCCAGUUUCACAGGCCAGAGGAAGUCUGCCGCUGCCCCCGCUGCCCCCAGCAAGGGAAGGCCAAGGCCCCGGGGAGGGCACCCAGAAGCCAAAAGCCGGGCCCCGGAAGAGAGAGAAGCCGUACAGGUGCCCCAAGUGCCGGCGGAGCUUCCUGGGACGCAUCGCCUUGACCGCCCACCGGCGCCUGCAUGUCCGAAAGUGGCCCCGGAUCGGCCCCCAGGGAGCCGGACGUUCCCCUCAAGCCCCAGAACUGGCAGUGCCUCAGGAGGGCGAGAUGGGCACCAGCGCCAGCCCCUUCCCCAGCAGCCAGGGGGAGGGCACGCUGCCCUUCUGGCCUGAGAUGGCCUUGCACCAGCAGGGCCCUCCGGCCCCCAGCUUCAACCCCUGGGCCCUCGGCUAUGGGCCCCAGCCCCUGCCCGGGCACCAGGCGCCUGGCCUGCCUGGCAACGGGGAAUUCAUCUGUGACCAGUGCGGGUGGAGCUUCCAUGGCUGGGAGGAGCUGGUCACCCACCAGAUGGCCCACAUGGCUGCAGAGGGCAUCGCUGGUUCGGUGCCCAAGGCGGAGGCGCUGGCCCACCUGGCCAGUGACCGGCCAUACGCCUGUGCCCAGUGUGGGAAGAGCUUCCGCCACAAGCCCAACCUGCUGGCCCACCGCCAAGUGCACACGGGUGAGCGGCGCUACCAGUGCCAGGAGUGCGGCAAGUCCUUUGGCAGCAAGGCUUACCUGGCCUCCCACCGGCACAUCCACACCGGGGAGAAGCCCUACGUCUGCGCCCGGUGCGGGAAGAGCUUCCGCCACAAGCCCAACCUCAUCUCCCACCAGAAGAUCCACUCGCGGGAGCCCCUCCCGCCCCAGGGCAGCCCCCACCCCCUCGAGGCCUUCAAUGGGGAGGCCUUCCAGAGCCAGCGGCCUGGGGCGGACCCCCUGGGCCUGGAGGCCUUCCAGCCUCACCGCCCACCGGCUGAGGCCCCCCUGCCCUGUGCUCGGGGCAUGACCCCCCUCCCCCAGCUGCCUGGCGCCCUGCCUUCGCCCCCACCGCAGCUGGUGGUGGACCGCCCCUUCGUCUGCCCGGUCUGCGCCAAGCAGUUCCGCUGCAAGCCCUACCUGGUGGCCCAUAUCCGGAUCCACACCGGGGAGAAGCCCUACGCCUGCAGCCGGUGCCCCAAGCGCUUCUCCCAGAAGUCCAACCUGGUCUCGCACGAGCGCCUGCACACCGGGGAGAAGCCCUACGCCUGUCCACUGUGCCCACGGGUCUUCAGCCAAGGCUCCAACAUGCGGGCCCAUCAGCGCAGCCACAGGAACGUCCCUGGGGCAGAGGCAGAGGGGGGCCUCCGCCCAAGCUACCCACCCCGACAGAUUCCACAGCCGAACUAGUGGGUGGCCCUUGAGCAGCUGCUGCUGCUGCGCUGAGUCUGUGCUUCUCUCCCCAUACUCCCUGCCCCGUUCCCUCUUGGCUGCCAUGCUUCCCUUGGACGGGGUGCGCAGACGGCACCUCGAGCUGGGUAGGGGUCCCCCUGGCCUCCAAGGCACGUCCCCUGGAAUCCCCUGGAAGUUCUGCAGAAGGAGCGUUCCUCUUUUUCCAACGGGGCCCAGAGGGGCCGCACCUUUGCCUGGGGUUCCUGAGAGCUGGGGGAAGGUGGUAGCCAUGCGUCUGGAAAGGAGACUUUGUAGGAUUUGGCUGGCAUUCCAAGAGACUGGCGCUCAACCUUGUUCUCGAGCGUGGGAAGUACUUGCCGGGAAUGGUGUGAGAGUGCCAGUAUGCAGAAGAGUACCCUGAAGUCAGGGGAGCACAGUGGUCCCUAGCAGGGAUUUGGCCUAUCCCCUCCCUCCCAACAUCAGCCCUUUGCCAGCUUCCAUGGGCACGCCCCUUGGGGAAGAAGGAGUGUGCAUAGGACCAGGCUCCACAGAUGGUGCCCACUGCCCAUGCGAGAUCAUCGUGGGGAGCUCUGUUUUCACUGCUUCGGUCUGCGGAACGCCACUACACAGAACAAGGGAAAUGGCUGACUUAAAACAAAAGAAGGGCCGGCUGCUCGGGCUGGUCCCUGUGGAGGCAAAUGAGGACUUACUGAGGGAUCUCCUGGCCCAGCUGCAAGAGGUGGAGCUUCUGGGCCCCGGCGGGAGAGCUGCUGCCUUUCAGCCCCCCCUUGGCCCACCUGCUCCACUGCUUGGAAGCGGGGCUGGCCGAUCCACAUGUUUGCAAUCUAUUUAAUUAUUUAUAGAAAGAGUAGAAUUUGGGACAAUUUGAGGUAAAGGCUUGCAAAAAGGAGUGGGGUUCCCAGUUCCUAAUUCCUGAUGUUGGUUGACAGCGAUGUCCUUCCUGGGUGUAGCUCUGCUCUGGAGACCAGCAAAUUAGUUUGCAUUUCCACUGAUUUCCUACUGUAUACUCUUUUCAAAAUAAAGCGGUAGAUGUUAAUUUUGAAA